CAUUCGAGAGCUUCUUGAAUUCAACCAUUGAUCAUUUUGAUCAGUCCUCUGAAAUUUCCCAUUUCUCUUCAAUUUUCCCAUGUAAUGAUCAGUUCCAGGACCCGUUGGAGGGGCUUGAGUCCAUGCUGAUCGAUGGGAUCGACGAUAUAUACAAUUGUUUGGAUGAGAGUGAAGCAUUGUCGUCUCCAAGUCGAGAAUUUGACAGCCCCAGUGCAUCGAUGAGAUCGAGUGAAGGAUCGACGCUUACUCUGCCCGGUGAUGCCAUGCAGAUCGAUACUCAAUUGAGCGUGUUUCAUCUUCUCAAGGCGUAUGCAGAAGCUAUAGAGAAAAACCAGUCGGAGCUGGCCGAGGUGAUCCUAAGGUCCGUCUGCGAGAGAGCGAGUCCGGUCGGUGAAACUUGGGAAAGGGUUGCAUUCGGUUUAUGUCGAGACGUUCAACAAUAUGGAAGUGAUUACCUUAUUCAAGAGUCUAGCAAGAACUUUGAGGCGGCUCUCAGGGUGUUCUAUCAGAUGUUUCCAUAUUGGAGAUUUGCACAUUUUGCUUCCAAUUCGGCAAUCCUUGAAGCCAUGCCGAAUGAUGCAGACAUGCUUCACAUUGUCGAUUUCGACAUCAGUGAGGGAAUUCAGUGGCCUCCGGUCAUCGAGGCAAUGGCAUCGAAACACAAGUCGAUGAGACUGACAUCGAUAUGUUGCGGAGACGAAGACAUCGAUCGGUUUCCGUGCAGAUUUGAGGACAGAAUGAGGCAACUUUGCGACCAUGCCAGGUCUUUUGGUGUAAACUUGAAAGUGGAAGAAAUGGGAAUCCAUGAUUUGGUGAAUGAGCUGAAGAUUAAGAAACGAGGCGGCAAUCGAGAAUGGUUGGCCUUUAAUUGCACAGUAGGGAUCGGAAAACGCCGGAGCAGGACGAUCGUAAACGAGUUUCUAAACAUAGCUAAAGACUACGUUUCAAGACACAAGGGGAUUAUAACAUUUGGUGAUGGAUACGCUUAUGAAAAACCGAAAGACUGCUCGGAAUUCGCCACAUUCUUCGAUGACCAAUUGACGCACUACCAAGCUGUUUUAGAAUCAAUGGAAUCCGGCUUCGCAAAGCACCUGCUGCAAGCAAGAAUGGCAAUGGAGUGUCUGUUUGUAGGACCUAAUAUAUGUGGUCAAGCGUGGCUGCAACAGUGGAAGGAGAUGAACGAAACUCAGCAUUUCGAUGCAGGCAACGCAAUCAAGGGCUUCAGGGUAGGCUCGGAGAGGUUACUCGAAGCUCAAGAAAUAGUGAGAGACGGGGAUAAUUUAUACGAGGUGACCAUUGGAGGGGAUUCUGAUAACGAGUUAGCCUUAGAGUGGAGAGGCAUUACACUAGUCAGAGUCUCCUCUUGGAGAAAUUAAUGCUAAACUUCAUGUACACAGAACUAUAGGAUUUUUUGUGUUGAAAUUCUAUAAAAACCAGAAUGUCUGUACAUU
This is a messenger RNA of Hibiscus syriacus, 1451 nucleotides long. Its product is annotated as protein NODULATION SIGNALING PATHWAY 2-like. Gene Ontology annotation, cellular component: nucleus. The transcript has 2 exons. The coding region runs from base 123 to 1376 and encodes 417 amino acids. Gene Ontology annotation, biological process: regulation of DNA-templated transcription. Gene Ontology annotation, molecular function: sequence-specific DNA binding; DNA-binding transcription factor activity. The record is from RefSeq and is a predicted model, not a curated record. Lineage: Eukaryota; Viridiplantae; Streptophyta; Magnoliopsida; Malvales; Malvaceae.